AUGCAGCUGCAACAUGGCCGUUUUUUUCUGCUGUUCACCGGAGUAUCCGUGUUGCUAGUAGCAACCGCGUUAGUGGACGUGGUUCAGCCAGCAUCGAUCUAUUCGCCCGAUUUUAACGAAAGUAGUGCCCACUUUCUGGACCAACAACGUUCCUGCCGGGACCUCUGUAGCUUCUGUCCGACCUGCAAUGGAUUUUACUGUGGAGAGGAGUGCAUUUGCGAGUGUAGUCAGGAUCCUUCCGAACAUGCCAAAUGUAUCGAUCUGAUAAAAGCAAACAGUGAUAAACUUGGUCUGGUGUACGACGUGCUACUGCAGCAGCCCCAGAAGCGAUCCUCCCGUACACGCUUCGGCCGACGUGCAAAACCGACCGAACAAGAGGACACUGCCGGGAGUGGAGGUUUCCGGAAGAUUUUGUUCGCUAACUUCGACGCAAAUCGCGGACAGAGUGCCGAUCAAAUGCAGCAACAGCGGGGUGGUGAGAAGAUGAAGGCCAUUGAAAAGCAGCUGCAGAUGAAGACGAACAAAGAGGCUAGCAAGGAUCCGUUGGAAAAAUCGGACGUAGUGGAUUUACUUUUCAGCAAGCGGACGUAA
Molecule: messenger RNA, 591 nt
Organism: Anopheles coustani
Lineage: Eukaryota; Metazoa; Arthropoda; Insecta; Diptera; Culicidae
Exons: 3
Coding region: 1-591 (196 amino acids)
Source: RefSeq, a predicted model, not a curated record